Branchiostoma floridae (Florida lancelet) is the source of this 2739-nucleotide messenger RNA. RefSeq lists its product as uncharacterized. The transcript is spliced from 8 exons. Lineage: Eukaryota; Metazoa; Chordata; Leptocardii; Amphioxiformes; Branchiostomatidae. The coding region runs from base 163 to 2031 and encodes 622 amino acids. The record is from RefSeq and is a predicted model, not a curated record.
GAAGUUGUUUUUCCACUUCUGGGUGUGAAAAGAUGUCCGCACAUGUCAGCUGAGGAGUGGCCUGGAGAAUCGGAGUGGAUCUAGGAGCUUUCCUCGUCUUCAAACCAAGACUUGUGUUGGAGUGUGAUGUCAUCUUGAUCACCAGUUGGAAGAUAAACCAAGAUGAGGCUUGUGAUAACUGUGUGUAUGCUGACUGUGGUCGUCUCUGCCUUGUCACCUGCGUCUGAAAAAGCAGAAGUGAAAGCAGCGGAGAAAGCUCUCAAACAUGCGGAGGACAAACGAUCAGGAGACCUGCCUGCGCUUUUCCUUCGAGGAGAAGACGAUUUGGUAGAUGUACUUGAAGACCCCAAACAAUCAGGCAGGGAAGUCCCCGUGGAGGACCUCAGGCAAACACUUCAAGACGUACUUGGGAAGGAAAACAAAGGCAAGCAAGAACAAGAGAAGAAAGGAUGGAUCGAAUCAGAGGAAGUGAAGGAUCUGAAGAAAGCUUUGUCAGAGUUUAAAGAAUCGGGUAAACACAAGAAGGGAUCGGUAGAGGAAAUUCUCGAAGACCAAGACAAGAAGUCAGACAGCUCCCAGUUGGCUUUAGACAAGCAGGUCAAAGAUGGUCUCGCAAGAAAGAAGGACCAUUUUGGAUCAAAACAUGGCUCCAGUGACUCGUCACAGAUUGUGAAAAGGGAGAUGGAAAUCAUGAAGCUUUUGGAGAAACAUAUUGGUCAUAAUGAGGACAUGGGGCUAGAUGGUGACGAUCAGAAAACCGGACGGUUCCUUUUGAACGUUCUGAAACAGCGACUUGAAGAGGAGCCGAAAAAUCUCAAACUCAUGGUAUCAGCUGACCCGGAAGGACUGUAUGAAAAGGAAGAACAGUUUCUCCAGAUGCUGAAGGAUCUGGAAAAAGAUAGAGUCGAGCAUGGUCGUGAGGAUGAUGGUAGUGGUGAAGAGCCCUUCAUACCCCCUGCGUUGUUCAAAGACUUGGCCAAAGCACUCGGUAAACUGUUCUCCCAAAGCUUCCUGUUCUUUAGGGAAGAGGCUAAACGAGAGAGCCACCCUCGUGACAAAAGAGAAAUGCACCCGUGGCAACUCAUCGAAGAGGCGGCAGGAGAGAACGAUAACCUGCAGGAGAUUCUUGGUGAGGAGGGCCUGCAGAUGUCUGCCAGGGAUCAACUCGCUACCAAGUCAGAAACACCAGCUGAUGACGACAUAGAGGCCUUGCAGCUUGCUUACCAAAUAAGGGAAGUUCUGCGAGAGAAGAGCAAAGACAACCUGAACCCCGUGGAAGAGAUAGAAGAGAGAGGCAGCCUGUCUAACGUCCUUUCUGAAGUUCUCCAUCUAGCAAGGGGGUUACCAGAUCCAAGCGAGGUUGCAGACCAAGAUGAACAACUAAAAUUGCAAUCCAGAAAGGAAAAUGAAGGCGAAAAUGUAAAGAUUGUCAUGGAAGUAGAACGAGAAGAAAAUGACGGAGGUAACCAGGCUUUAGACAUCCUCCACGGGUUGAACGAAGUCGCACAGUCGGAUGACAACCUCCGCGGGCUGUUCGACAAGGUUUCGGGGGAGCUCAAGCGGGCUGAGAACAUGGAAGCGGAAGAAGAGAAGAAGAUGGUUCAGUUCGUAGGUCACAGUCUGGAAGAAGAGGACAAUAAAGAAGUCGCACAAGACACGGAGGAAAGCAUCCUGAGUGAGGAACCAGAGAAAGAGGAAGCCGCCGGUACGAACUGGUCGGACUGGUUCAGCAACAGUCUAGAGGUGGUGAAGAAGACUGUGUCCAUGCUCGGCACGUCUGACCCCACAGAUGGAGGGAUAGUGAAGAGGGACGUGUCAGAAGUUGAAGGAGACGAAGACGACCGUAACACCAUCGUUGCAGAGAGUCUCAGAGUCUACCAGAUGUACCUUAAGGAUCAGGACGGAACACAAGAGAAGAGAGAGGAUGUCUGCAAACGUACGUUCCACCCCUGUCAACGGGACGCAGACUGCUGUGCGGGAUCCUGCCACAAAUUGGUGCAUAAAAGCCACAUCAUGCCCUAUUGCGGCUGACACGUACCUGUGGACAACGCACGUCUUCAUGAAUGUUUAAUCUAAAGUCAUGUAGAGAUACAGGUUUUACUAACACGGUGACAAUAGCUAGCAAAAUACCAUCCAUAGAAAAGAACAUGCUUGAAUGUUGAUCUGGUAAUGGCGUAUUAUAUUGUCGUAGUCAAUCCAAAGGAAAAUGAUGAAUUGAAUAUGUUGUUUUUAUUCAAAUCAGAAACUAUAGUUUACAACACUUAUUUAUGUUUUGGAACACAGGGUUUAUCUUUAUUAACAUUGAAGUUUAGCAUGAGGUGAUUUCUGACGACAUAUGCUUGGUAGACGCCAGUAGUUAACAAAUACUUCGUUGGUGCUUAGUUUCAAUCUUUGGUGUAAACAUCGUAGAAAAUAUGGGUGGAUAUCUAAUGGUGAAUUCUGUCAGCAAUACAUACACUCGCAAAGCAUCUUACCUCAACUGCACCUUACUUCAGUAUUGAUCACGUGAAAAGCACAAGGGAAACCAUGAUAUUUUAGGCAGCUAGCAAUGGGCUACCUUUACUGCGAACUUUCUCAGUUGCAUUACAUUUUUACUAUCACUAGUUGGGUGGAAGACAUAUCAACCCAACUGUGACAUGACAUAUAUAAUUUAUGAUGUUCUCGAUUGAAGAAAAACUGUACUUAUCUAAGGAGUGAUGUAUCAAAGAAUAAAAUGGAAAUGAAAUGUUGUUGAUUCUA